AUGGCGAGCUGGAGAUUCAAGAACACAGAGCAGCCGGUUCCCUCGCCUGAGGAGCUGAAGACGAACUUCACCAUCAAAGCUCCUCCGUCGACUGACAUAUGGUCCAAACCACCUUCGACUCACCGUUUCAAUGCACCCAUGCUCUUCAAAACCAUGCCUCUGGCCUCCUUUCAGCGAGCCAGCGUGAGAGUCUCGGCCAAAUGGAUAACACUCUACGACCAAGGAGGCCUUAUCAUCGCCCUCGAUCGUCCAGAGAAGUGGAUCAAGGCUGGGAUCGAGUUCGUGGAGGGAGUACCGCGGUGUAGCACUGUGGCAAGGGAUCGAUGGGCCGACUGGAGUCUGUCUCCAAUCCCGGCCGGGGAGGACCUUGCUGGCUGCGACGAGGUUGGCGUUACAAUCGAGAUGAAGCGAAGGCCAAAGGAUCAGACUCUGUGGGUGUAUGCCGUCAAAGAAGACGGAGAGAGGGUGCCGAUGAGAGAGGUGACCUGGCUGUUCGAGGACGAAGAGAAGCUGGAGUGCUGGGUCGGAGUAUACGUCUGUAGGCCAUCGUCAGAGGCCGGACUUGGGGAUCUGACCGUGUCUUUUUCGCAGCUCGAUGUCUAA
Molecule: messenger RNA, 603 nt
Organism: Microsporum canis CBS 113480
Lineage: Eukaryota; Fungi; Ascomycota; Eurotiomycetes; Onygenales; Arthrodermataceae
Exons: 2
Coding region: 1-603 (200 amino acids)
Source: RefSeq, a predicted model, not a curated record